This is a messenger RNA of Lodderomyces parapsilosis, 624 nucleotides long. RefSeq lists its product as uncharacterized. The record is from RefSeq and is a predicted model, not a curated record. The transcript has a single exon. Gene Ontology annotation, cellular component: nucleus. Bases 1 to 624 code for a protein of 207 amino acids. Gene Ontology annotation, biological process: poly(A)+ mRNA export from nucleus. NCBI's taxonomy places the organism in Eukaryota, Fungi, Ascomycota, Pichiomycetes, Serinales, Debaryomycetaceae.
AUGGCCGAUUACGCAUCACAGACAGUUGCUCAAUUAAAGGAGGUAUUGAAAGAGAGAGGGCUUAGUACAGAGGGUAAGAAGGCUGAUUUAGUGGCAAGGUUGACUGAGUCCGAUAGUUCUACCCUAGGGGAAGCAGCAGAACCAACUACAACAUCAACAAAUGCGGCAGAACCAGCUACGGAAACUCCGGUAGAAGCUGCAGGUGCUACUGUCAAAGAAUCAGCUGCUGUUAAUGCCCAAGCAGACGCUACUGAAGCUACCGCCUCCACUAACACCACAACCACGACCGAAUCAGCCUCCAAUGACACUACUUCUGAAACCAAAGAGGAGAAAGAAGCCCCAAAGGUAUUAACUCCAGAAGAAAGAAAGAGUUUAGCUGUUGAGUUAUUAAACAAAAAAAUUGCUAGAGCGGAGAAAUUUGGUGAUGAAGCUGCUGCUGAACAAGCUCGUAAAGAUUUGAAUCGUGUUUCUAAAUUUGGGGUUGAAUUGGGUACGUCAUUAGCUAGAGAGAUUGGAUUGGUUGAUAACAAACUAGGUGAUAAGAAACAUCACGGACGUUUCAAGGGGAAAAAGUUUGGUGGUAAGCACCAUCGUGGGUUCAAGAAGAACAAUCGUAGGAAUUAA